This is a messenger RNA of Gordionus sp. m RMFG-2023, 712 nucleotides long. RefSeq names its product transmembrane protein 256 homolog. The transcript is spliced from 4 exons. Bases 155 to 610 code for a protein of 151 amino acids. Gene Ontology annotation, cellular component: membrane. NCBI's taxonomy places the organism in Eukaryota, Metazoa, Nematomorpha, Gordioida, Chordodea, Parachordodidae. The record is from RefSeq and is a predicted model, not a curated record.
UUUUUUUUUCUUAUGUCUAACAAAGUAUAAUUUUUAUAAGGCUCAAAAAAAUAUUUUUUAAUUAAUAAAAAAUUUUUUUAAUAUUGAAUAUAAAUUAACUGUUUUAAUUCGAUUUCCUUUGUAGAUUACAAUACGAUUCCAUCCCAGUAAAAAUAUGAAGAAUAUGAGUGUUAAUCACAUUGACAGCUUUGAUCAAUUGCUAAAAAAAAUUACAUAUCACGCUUCUACUUCUGUAUUAGAAAAGGAAAAAAAUAUUUUCAUAUUCAAUCAAACACAAAAAUUUUUCUUAGGAUUAGGAUCCCUAUCUGCUGCUUCGGCCUAUUUUUUGGCAGCUUAUGGAAAGCAUGUAAUAGAAGAAAAAAAUAUCUCCACUAAAUCUAAACAAGUUUAUCAAACAGCCAAACAGUUUCAUUUUAUUAGCUCUAUCGCAUUGAUGCUCGUACCAUUAUCAAAAAAACCACUUUUGACUGGAUCCUUAUUUCUAAGCGGCCUUUUGGUAUUUAGUGGAAGCUGUUAUAUAUAUGCAUUACUUGACUCUUCAAAUUAUAGCAUGUUAACACCAUUUGGCUCGAUGUUAUCUGUUGGUGGUUGGCUCACAUUUUUAUUAUAAAUUUUAUUUCAUUAAUAAUUCGAUUUAAAUUAUUUGUAUAAUAUGUAUUUUUAAUCGUCUUUUUGUUUUAAUCUAAAUUCGUUUAUUAAUAUUAUAUCAAAA